Bombus impatiens (common eastern bumble bee) is the source of this 1708-nucleotide messenger RNA. RefSeq names its product caspase-8 (gene Dredd). The transcript is spliced from 7 exons. NCBI's taxonomy places the organism in Eukaryota, Metazoa, Arthropoda, Insecta, Hymenoptera, Apidae. Gene Ontology annotation, biological process: proteolysis. Gene Ontology annotation, molecular function: cysteine-type endopeptidase activity. The coding region runs from base 218 to 1708 and encodes 496 amino acids. The record is from RefSeq and is a predicted model, not a curated record.
CAAAGAAAGAGAUUUUUAUAAAUAAAAAGAUACCUGACGAUUGAUAUAUAACAAUAUUUGAAAAUGCUUAAAGAAGAGGCAAUAUUUUAAGUAAAAUACAGAAACCAAAACUGAAUAUUGCAAUAAAGUUGUGUAAAUAUUGCAAUGAAUUUGCACUGUAGAAGUAUUACAAAAUAAUAUUACAAAGUAUAUUAUUAAAGCAGAUUUGUGGAAAGCAAUGUCUUUAUUAAUUGAUGCAAAACCAUCUGUCUUAAGCAGUAAUGUAAGUGAAGAUGUAUUAAACAAAGACAUUUUAUGGAAAAUAGAAAAUGACCUUAGCAUCGAUGAGAAAAUAUCUAUUUUAUUUUUGAUGAUAACUGAUUAUCAACAUAGCUUCAGAGAAAUUUGUGAUUUAUUACAAAACUAUAAAAAUCACAAAGUUUAUAUACUUACAGAAUUUAUAAAUAAACAUCCUGAAAAUUGGAAAAGUAAAUUAUUGGAAUCUAUAUGUAUUAUACAAAAUAGGCAAAUUAUACGAAAGUUGGGAAUAUCAUUUGAAGAUUUGGAUUUAUUGUAUCUGCCAAAAAAUGGAUCAUGUUCUAGAUACUUAAAUUUAAUUGCAAAAAGUCUGUAUUUAUUAUGUGAAGCUCUUUCUGAAGAUAAAAUCAAAUUAUUAAUGCAAUAUGUUAGAACUGAUUUAACUGUAUAUGAAGAAUAUUUAAAAGAUGUAGAUUUUCUUGAAUUACAUAUGUUAUAUUGGAUGCAAGUAAAUUAUAUUUCAAUAUAUCCAGAUGGUAAGGCUAAACUUAAGAAUUUGCUUAAACAUUUAAAGAUUUUCAAAGAUUUAGAGCAUAUUUAUGAAGAUCUGGAAAAAUAUGAAAAUCAUCAAAAUGUGUUAGAUACACAGCGUACAAAUUCUACUAAUAUAUCUCAGAUACAAACAUUUUCCAUGAGAGAAGAAGAAUCUGUGUUGUCAGAUGUGGAAGGAGAAGAUAUAAGAAAAUUAAACAAUGGCCUUUGUAUUAUUAUAAGCCAAAUGCGUUUUUCAGGUCAACAGUUUGAAACCAGAUUUGGAACUGUAGCUGAUCGUAUGAAACUAUCAGAAACAUUCCAAAGAUUUGGUUUUACCAUUGAGGUGUUUAAUGAUUUAACCAAAGAUGAAAUACUGACAACAUUAGAAAAUAUUCCAAAAGACUUUGGUACUGAUUAUGAUUGCAUUUUUGUAUGCAUUUUAAGUCAUGGUUGUAAAGGUGGUAUUAUUAGUGCAGAUGAAAAAGAAGUUAGCAUUGAAGCAAUUGAACAUAAAUUUUGUUGUAUAAAAUUAAAGGAUGUUAUUAAAGUAGUUAUUAUACAAGCUUGUCAGGGAAAGGUGACAGGACAAAUAAAUGAUGAUGAAAUAAGUCAUUUAGUUACAGAUGGUCCUUUAAAUUGUGAAGUUUCAAGUAUUUUACCAUACAAAAAUUUCUGUAUAUUUAUGUCAACUAUGCAAGGUUUCAUAUCUGUUCGUCAUAAAGAAGAAGGAUCUUGGUUCAUACAAGAAUUUUGUAAUAUUUUACAAAAUGGAGGAAAUAAAAUUACAUUCCUGAAGGCUAUUAGAAAAACAAUUCAGUCGGUAAUGAAGAAGAAAGGAAAAUUAAAUGGAACAAAUUCCAUUGCUCAAUUACCUGAAUUGAAAACAUGCAGAUUACUUAUGGAUUUUCAGUUACCAGAUUACCGAGCAGAUAUAUAA